AUCUCCUUGCAGGGGCUCAUGGAGUCAGACGCUGGGACCAACAGGACAACUCUGACUGAGUUCAUCCUGCUGGGCCUUGUGCAAUCAGAAAACCUGCAGCCACUGGUCUUUGUUCUCUUCCUCUUGGCCUACUUGGUCACCGUGGGGGGCAACCUCAGCAUCCUGGCAGCCAUCUUGAUGGAGCCCAAACUCCACACCCCCAUGUACUUCUUCCUAGGGAACCUGUCGGUGCUGGAUGUUGGGUGCAUCACUGUCACUGUUCCUCCAAUGUUGGGUCGUCUCCUGUCCCACAGGCGUACAAUUUCCUAUGAAGCCUGCCUCACACAGCUCUUCUUCUUCCACCUGCUGGCGGGGAUGGACUGCUUCCUGUUGACAGCCAUGGCCUAUGACCGCUUCCUGGCCAUCUGUCGGCCCCUCACCUAUAGCACCCGCAUGAGCAAGGAAGUCCAGAGGACAUUGGUGGCCGUAUCUGGGAUUUGUGCCUUGAGCAACGCACUGAUGCACACGAUUUCCCUAUCUAUGCUCAACUUCUGUGGUGCCAAUGAGGUCAAUCACUUCUACUGUGACCUCCCACAGCUCUUCCCCCUCUCCUGCUCCAGAACCCAAUCCAACGAGCUGGUGCUCUUUGUUGCUGGUUUCAUCAUGGCAGGCACUUUUCCUGUUCUCAUCAUCGUCUCCUACAUCCACGUGGCAGCUGCAGUCCUCCGAAUCCGUUCAGUGGAGGGAAGGAAAAAGGCUUUCUCCACAUGCGGCUCCCACCUCACUGUCGUUUGCAUCUUCUAUGGGACAGGUAUCUUCAACUACAUGCGUCUGAGUUCAGUGGAAGCUUCGGACAAGGAUAAAGGGGUGGGGGUUUUCAACACUGUCAUCAACCCCAUGCUGAACCCACUCAUCUACAGCCUCAGAAACCCUGAUGUUCAGGGUGCUCUGUGGCGAAUACUUGUGAGGAAGCGACCCCUGACUUGA
Molecule: messenger RNA, 966 nt
Organism: Echinops telfairi (small Madagascar hedgehog)
Lineage: Eukaryota; Metazoa; Chordata; Mammalia; Afrosoricida; Tenrecidae
Product: olfactory receptor 3A2-like
Exons: 1
Coding region: 19-966 (315 amino acids)
Biological process (GO): G protein-coupled receptor signaling pathway
Cellular component (GO): membrane
Molecular function (GO): G protein-coupled receptor activity; olfactory receptor activity
Source: RefSeq, a predicted model, not a curated record